CGCCUUUUAGACGCUCUUGCGGCCGGGACAUCCCAGUUGCUCACGGUCCUCUUCACCCCCUCCAACCGGGCAACGCAAGUCUGCAGUAGCCAGCCCCGAUCCCCACACUCCCAGCCUGAUUCAGAGCCCGCCGGCCGGCCCACACCCCCACCGCAGCCAUGGACGCCAUCAAGAAGAAGAUGCAGAUGCUCAAGCUGGACAAGGAGAACGCCAUCGACCGCGCCGAGCAGGCUGAGGCUGACAAGAAGCAGGCUGAGGACCGCUGCAAGCAGCUGGAAGAGGAGCAGCAGGCCCUGCAGAAGAAGCUCAAGGGGACCGAGGACGAGGUGGAGAAGUAUUCUGAGUCCGUGAAGGAUGCCCAGGAGAAACUGGAGCAGGCCGAGAAGAAGGCCACCGAUGCCGAGGCAGAUGUAGCUUCCCUGAACCGCCGUAUCCAGCUGGUAGAGGAAGAGUUGGACCGGGCGCAGGAGCGUCUGGCUACAGCCCUGCAAAAGCUGGAGGAGGCAGAGAAAGCUGCUGAUGAGAGUGAGAGAGGAAUGAAGGUCAUUGAAAACCGAGCCAUGAAAGAUGAAGAAAAGAUGGAAUUGCAGGAGAUGCAGCUGAAGGAGGCCAAGCACAUUGCUGAGGACUCAGAUCGCAAAUAUGAAGAGGUGGCCAGGAAGCUGGUGAUCCUGGAAGGAGAGCUGGAGCGCUCAGAGGAGAGAGCUGAGGUUGCUGAGAGUAAAUGUGGGGACCUAGAGGAGGAGCUGAAAAUUGUUACCAACAACUUGAAAUCCCUGGAAGCUCAAGCAGACAAGUAUUCCACCAAAGAGGAUAAAUAUGAAGAGGAAAUCAAACUGUUGGAGGAAAAACUAAAAGAGGCUGAGACCCGUGCUGAGUUUGCCGAAAGGUCUGUGGCAAAAUUGGAGAAAACCAUCGAUGAUCUGGAAGAGACCUUGGCAAGUGCCAAGGAGGAGAAUGUGGAGAUCCACCAGACCCUCGACCAAACCCUGCUGGAACUCAACAACAUGUGAGGGCUGCCUUGCCCCACUACCCGGCCCAAUAAAACCAUAUUACUAGUU
Messenger RNA from Suncus etruscus (white-toothed pygmy shrew), 1061 nucleotides. It is a transcript of the gene TPM2, whose product is annotated as tropomyosin 2. Gene Ontology annotation, molecular function: actin filament binding. Lineage: Eukaryota; Metazoa; Chordata; Mammalia; Eulipotyphla; Soricidae. The transcript has 9 exons. The record is from RefSeq and is a predicted model, not a curated record. Bases 159 to 1013 code for a protein of 284 amino acids. Gene Ontology annotation, biological process: actin filament organization; muscle contraction. Gene Ontology annotation, cellular component: actin filament.